CCGCUGACAAGUCGCCGCACUGUGAGGGCGUGCGAUGGCGAAGAGCAUUCGUUCGAAGGUCAAGAAGCGGCUCCGGUCCGUCAAGCGCACCGUGAUCAAGAAGCAGCGGCUCGACCCCGCCUCUAAGCUCGGCGAGGGCGGAGCCAAGGCGCUCGAGAUUCUGCAGGACGCCAAGUCCGGCCACCUCCGGCCACCCAGCACGACGAAGAACGCGUUCCGGUAUGACGGCGAGGAUGCAGUCAUCCCGCAGCACAACUGGAGGCAGGGGCCGGAUUUCCGGUCGAGCUAUGUCGGCUUCGAGGCGGGCUAUGCGCUGGUGGGCGCGUCGCGCCCCAAGCUCGGCCGCCACGGCGGCGACGCUCCCUCCACAGUGGUGGACGCGCCAGCAGACCCGACUGCGGAUCGAGGAGUCGCGAGGUUGCAUCGCGAGACAGAGCAGCUUGUGCCAGCCGGCGCUUCGAAACGGCUAAAGCGGAAGCUGAAAAAGAGUGGCGUGGACAAUAAUGUGUUCCGAUGGACGUGAAACGUGGACGACUCGUGCUUGCUUGCUGUGCGCGGUCGGAGGCAGCGCUGCACGCCCUGCGUGCUCUUCGGGACGGGCUCGCCGGGGAUCACCAGAGGCGUCGUCGCUCCUCACCCCGGCGGCACGAUCCGACAGCGCCUUGGUACGCGUCGCUGCUACGUUGAGUUCAAGAACUUCUCGAAAGGACGUCGCCAGAUAGCCCAUACGCCAAGCCGAGGCACGGGCAGUUUUGAGACGUCCGGGU
Emiliania huxleyi CCMP1516 is the source of this 767-nucleotide messenger RNA. RefSeq lists its product as hypothetical. The coding region runs from base 35 to 523 and encodes 162 amino acids. The transcript is spliced from 3 exons. NCBI's taxonomy places the organism in Eukaryota, Haptophyta, Isochrysidales, Noelaerhabdaceae. The record is from RefSeq and is a predicted model, not a curated record.